GCUGCACACCUCGAUUCUGGGUUUGCACCUUUGUAACAAACUUUUUUAGCUUUCUGUGCGUUUAUCCUGUUGUUUCUCCUGAACGCUGAGUGUGACGGCAUGCUGCUGACCGUGUUGAGCUGGCUCUGCUCCUCCCUGCUGGCGUCUGUCAGCGGGGGAAAGCUGCCUGAAGCUGAGGUAAACAUAGAAGUUAUGUACAGACCUUUUCUCUGCCACCGCAAGUCAAAAUAUGGAGACAUCCUGCUGGUGCAUCAUGAGGGAUACUUUGAUAAUGGAACCAUGUUUCACUCGAGUCGAGCCCAGGGUGACAAGCAGCCAAUGUGGUUCACACUGGGCAUCAGAGAGGCGAUCCAAGGCUGGGAUAAAGGUCUGCAGGACAUGUGCGCUGGAGAGAAGAGGAAACUGGUCAUACCUCCAGCCCUGGCCUAUGGGAAGGAAGGGAAAGGUAAGAUCCCACCUGAAAGCACAUUGACCUUCAUCAUCGAGGUGCUUGAGAUCAGAAAUGGACCAAGAUCGCAUGAGUCCUUCCAGGAGAUGGACCUCAACGAUGACUGGAAACUCUCCAAACAUGAGGUCAAAGAAUACCUGAGGAAGGAGUUUGAGCGUCAUGGCUACCCUCCCAACGACACGCUACAUGAGAACAUGGUGGAGGAUAUCUUUGCCAAAGAGGAUGAGAACAAAGACGGAUUCAUAUCCUCCAGAGAGUUCACUUACAAGCAUGAUGAACUUUAAAGUCUCACUGAUUCACUUUGGUGCAGGGUUUAUUGCAAAGAUUCUCUCAGGUCAUCUUUUUAUAGAAGCUUUGUGUUUGCUUGCCUAAAGCUGUGUGUAGUGGGUUUUGAGCCAGUGAGUUUGUUAGUUUGCUACUUUUAGUGAUAUUUCACCUCAGCAAAUCUUUGCCUUUUUGUGUGUUUACUUCCUUGAGUAGCAAACAACCAAGUUUUCACCUUUUGUGACCACUGUCAUCUUGACAUCUCUAACUUAACAGCCUUGAAUUCUUCCUAUACCAAAAGGUAGACGGUAACAUUCCACUCAUCUUGCAUAUAACUUUUCAAGACUGUAUUUGGAUUUUUAGCAGUUCAGUGUAUAUGAGGUUCCCUCAAGGGAAAUCUAAUGUUUGUUUCUUUUAUAAAAUAUUCCCAGAUUUAUGCAAUUUAACAUUUAUAGGUACAUUUUGAAAGAAAAGGGUACUUGAUCAUCCUCAUGUUUUAUUAUAUUAACUAAACUAUGUGUAGAUAUUUUUCAUUUUUUAUUAAGCAAUAAACAAGGACUUUUCAGGGUAUAAUUGGCUUUCUUCAUAACGGAUAUUAUGACUCUCAGCAGGACAAGCAGGUGCAACUGAUGACAUUAAAGCUCCAUUCAAUUCAAUUGGUCCCAGUCAUUUGCUAUGCACAAUACUGAGGCUGUGGGCCUGCUAUUAUUAUUGUUAUUAGACUUCACACCUGUGAAGUCAGACUAUCCGUGAGAAAGGUUCAUUGCUCAUGCAUACACUGUAGUGUCAGUGCUGAAAGGAUAUACUGUUCAGUUCUGAUCCAUUACAUCAAUGUAUGUGCAGUUUUAUCCUAAUUUUCAAACUCGCAUAAAUAAAUGCCCCAGAAAACAAUCACGUGAAGGGACGGGGGUAAAUGUACCUGUUACUUUUCACAGUGUGCUGGAGGUUGUAUUGAGAUAUUGUACAUGAAUCUUUAACUAGAAAAUGUUCCUGCAGUGCUGUGUAGAAUCCAGACCAUCCUGUUUCUACAGCUUUGAGUUUUGCUUCUUUCAUGUGGACGUGUCAAGACUUAUUUCAAUAAGCAAAUGACUUUGCAGAUUAGUUUCUGUCGUAAAAUAAUAUAUUGACUGUCGACUUUUUAAAACAAAAUGCAGUGGUGUAUUUGUGACAUACCUUGUAAUACAUUACACAUUGAACCAGCAGGUGGCACUGUCUUCACAGGUGUUAGCAUUAGUUACUACAGUGGGAGACAGGAAAUGCUAUACCUCACUCAUUAUCAAUUUAUAAAAGACAACACCUGUGUAACUUAAAACAGAUGCAUUCCCAUACUCUUCACAAUGUAAGUCAUUUUCACAUCACAUUUGUUUUUACAUUUUUGUAGAUCAUUUUGGUACUUAGAAACCAGUCACAUAAACACACAUGAGCACCACUAUACUGUAUGCACAAUUAUUUAUGACCCCCCCACAGUUAGCAUACCCUGCUGUGCGAGUGAAUAGUGAAAACUGUUCACUUGCAAUGCCGUUUUCACAGUGAGUUUUAAAUUGAAAUUAGGCUGACUUGUUGGCUCUAUAGGAGGAAAACAUACAGAUACAGAAAGAAUCAUUUUGCUCAAGCAUUAAAGCAUCAGUUUUAAAAUUUAGCAUUAUUAGAGUAUGUUGUUACGCAUUCAUACAAGUGCUAAUGGAGCAUCACCUUGUACAGAGGUUGUUGCUGGGUGACCUUUUUCAUACAUCUGUCUUUAAAGGAGCUGUACUAUUUUAAAACCAGGUGUUUAAUAAUGUUUGUGGGUUUACUUCCGACUUUAAAAGUGCUACUGUAUGUAUCAAGACAAAUUGAUAACUCUCAAGACAUAAAAUCAGAAUUUUCUAUUCCGUAUGUAGAUACUGAAAUGCUUAGGCUGUUAAAAACUGUGUCAAGAGCCUUGUUAAAUAUAGCUACUGGAAGACACUGUCCUUGGAGUGUGUGUGUGUGUGUAGAGUCUGUCUGCAGCUUAUGAGUAUGAGUAGGGAGAGCCAUCCUCCUCCACACACACAUUCAAAACAUUCCACACUGGAAAAGGUCAGAGGUCACAUAGUCAGUAUAAGGCGGGAGCCUGUUUGACACUCGCAUACUGUAUCACAUACUUAUACACUGAACACAAACAAAUCACACAUAGGGCUUGCAUCCAAAUAAGUCCAUGGCAAUUAUGUGAUUGUCAUGAGCUGUCACAAGAACAAAGUGGAACACAGAGUCUUUUAGCUGUGUGUGUGGGGGACGAAGA
This is a messenger RNA of Seriola dumerili (greater amberjack), 2972 nucleotides long. RefSeq names its product peptidyl-prolyl cis-trans isomerase FKBP14-like. NCBI's taxonomy places the organism in Eukaryota, Metazoa, Chordata, Actinopteri, Carangiformes, Carangidae. Bases 100 to 732 code for a protein of 210 amino acids. The transcript has 4 exons. Gene Ontology annotation, molecular function: calcium ion binding; peptidyl-prolyl cis-trans isomerase activity. The record is from RefSeq and is a predicted model, not a curated record.